Messenger RNA from Myotis myotis, 1961 nucleotides. Its product is annotated as ERV-BabFcenv provirus ancestral Env polyprotein-like. NCBI's taxonomy places the organism in Eukaryota, Metazoa, Chordata, Mammalia, Chiroptera, Vespertilionidae. The transcript is spliced from 2 exons. The record is from RefSeq and is a predicted model, not a curated record. The coding region runs from base 874 to 1467 and encodes 197 amino acids.
UCCAGCUCCCCGGGGUCUGUAAGAAAACUCUUAUCUAUAGUUAGUAAGUGAAUAACCAUUAAACAACUGUGGCUCUAUUCUUAUUAGCUGCCCUUCCCCACUAUCAGUAUUUGUACAGAAAUGUGAAGCCUGAGGUACACUGAGGAUAACCAUAGUAGCAGCACCAGGAAACCAGCCAAACACAUAAAUAACUGUAUUGGUUAGGUAGGAAGUCAGACCGGAGCGGCUGGGGCGGGCCUGCCCCGGGUCCUGGCAGGGGUGGGACCAGCGUGGCGCUCAGACCCCUCUCUAUGGGCCGCCCAGCCGCCAGCAGGCAGGUGGGAGCCAGCCGCUCUCGGCGCCAGCGCAGAGGAAAACGUGGCCUCAAGGCCCAUGCGACCUUCCCAGGGCCCUGGGCUAAUUAUAAUAAAAUUUGCAUCUUGGUUGUGACCCCGUCCCCUGUGGGUUUUUCUGUAUACAUUAUGGGUAAGGGCCUGCCCAGAAGAAAAGUAGUUUCUGUCAAUCAUCCCUGAUGCAAAUAAAAGGCUCCACCCAGAAAAGCCCUCUUUUAAACCCAGAAGCUGGGGGCCAUGCUCUCUUGCCUGUGCUUCAGGGAGUAUCGGCCAAGUCUUCCCCUUCCCUUUCCGCACAGGCAAUUGCUCUGAGAACACGCCAACAGGUUUCUGCCUAAGCCAGAACCGACCAACCAGGGCUCCCAAGGACCAGCCCUUCACCCAGGUGACUCGGUCCUCCUCAAGAAUCUACAUCCAAAAGCCUUGGAGCCUAGGUGGACGGGACCUCACACUGUAAUCCUUACAACCCCCACUGCGGCCAAACUACUUGGCGAUCCUUCGUGGCACCACCUCUCCAGACUCAAGAGGACCCCGGAGCAGCAUGGCUUCUAUAAAUGUGAGGUGUUGGGCCCCACUAAGGUCCGCCUUAGUCAUCCUCCCCUUCCUCUUUCUCCUCCCGGCCCUGAGCAACCAACACCCACCCCCACCCGCUUAUGUGUGGAGGUUCAAGGUCCGUGAAACCUACUACCAGGGCAGCACACAAGUCACCCGGCAGGUAGGAUCUCAGGACUGCCCUCUGGUCGAAUGCCAGGCGGAGAUCCUGAUGGCUGUUGACCUCUGGUCAGUGUCCAAUGGUGGCCGACCCUAUGCCUGUUUUGCUUACGACCAGCAGAACCCAGACAGGUGUAAUCAAGAUGUCAACACCUAUGGGGGUUGCCGCUGGUCAGACUGUGUCACCCAUGAUGCCUAUAAUGAGGUCAGGUUUGGCCCCUUUUUCUGGAAGGAUGGGACCUUUAACAUCAGGGUCCGAGAUCCCUGGGACCAGCGAUGGGUUACAGGCGUUAUGGGAAAACUAUACGGGAGUGGUUGGAGCUUGACCCCGUCAGGGACCAUCUACAUCUUCCGGGAAUAUGUCUUGGUCCAGGAGGCCCAAGUCCAGGUCUCCAACAGCACUACAUCAACGAGUCCGGAGUAGUGGAGCAAAACGUGCAGACCCUGACUAAGCUGAGUGAGGAACUACGAACGACGUGCGAGGCACUCCCGGGACAGCUCCCGGAUCGCGGAGAUGUCACCGGUGACUGUAAAUCAGCUCCAGCUCCACCCCGACACUUGGAUGCCCUCCGACCUGCCUCUGCCUGACCCUGGCCUUUAGAACCCCCCUCCCUUUUUGCCCCUGGUCAGCAGGAAGUAGCCAAGACAAUUUCAGAGCCCCCUAUCACCAAAAGGCCAGGAUGUUAAGUCGGAGGGAAGUCCAGGAGCCGAUGCAUGCAACCACAAGGCAGAUGGUGACGCAGAUAUGGGUCCCUUCUUGGAACCCAUAACAGACCUGCCUGCGGCGAAAACUCCCACAGCUCAUGCUCCCCUGCCCUCACUAAACAGCUGUAUAAAAAAGUGCCUCCACUCCCUUUUGGCUCACCUCACGGGCCCCGCCUGCCCUUGGACCCCGUGAACCUCGCCUGGGCGUGCAGA